UAGAGGGAUUAAAUGAGGUGUUGAUGGGAUUAUAUUAUGACUGGAUUGGUUGAUUGAUACUGAGUUUCACACUCGAAAGAACUAUCGCUAAAUCAACGACACCACCAACCUCACCACACCACGGCGCCGCCGCUCACGGCACAGCAAUCAUGCUCGACACCCCCGACACUGCCCACGUCCCGUUUACACACAUCUACGAACCAGCAGAGGACUCAUAUCUUCUCCUCGACACAUUUUCCUCCCCGCCCCUCACUUCACUUUUCCGAUCUCUCUUCCCCAUCUCUCCCCCCUCGCCGUCCCCACUCAUCCUCGAAAUCGGCACCGGCUCAGGCGUCGUCCUCGCCUUCCUCACCGCACACGCCUCAACCAUCUUCGGGCGCCCGGAUGUCCUAGCAUGGGGCGUGGAUAUAAAUGAACAUGCCUGUCGGGCGACGAGGGAGACUGUUGCUGUUGCUGUCCGCGAGGCAGGAACUGGGGGAGGAGGGACGUACAUCGGCAAUUGCGUAGGGGACCUGACCAGCGCAGUGGAGGAGGGGAGUGUGGACGUCCUAGUCUUCAACCCCCCCUACGUUCCCACCCCCGACGUCCCCGCCCUACAAGAAGGAGACGGCGAUAAAGAGGCCCCGAGCGACAGGGAAGUAGCUUAUGAGCGGGAAAGCCGCCUGCUGGCGCUUAGUUACGCGGGGGGGAGGGAUGGGAUGGAAGUCACCGACCGGUUAUUGGCGGAGAUACCGAGGGUGUUGAGUCAGAGGGGGAGCGCGUUCGUGUUGUUGUGUGCGCAGAAUAAGCCGGAGGAUGUGAUGAAGGGGGUGAGGGUGUGGGAGGGCGGGUGGGAGGCGGAGGUGGUGGGGAGGAGUGGGAUGAAGGGGGGGUGGGAGAAGUUGGUUGUGGUUAGGAUUUGGAGGGUUAGCGGCGGUGAAUAAAAUCGUGUCAAGUCGACUUUGGGUACGCUGUGAUUAGAAACCCUGCAUGAGGUGACCUGGAGAGUGGUAGGAAGGACGAUUGCAUUUUAUAUCUGCCAGUCCUCUCGCGCGUCAGCUCAUCCUUUCUUUUCCCCCUAAUAACGCCAGAACAACAUUGCCAUGCAGCCACUCCCAAAGGCCAUACAGAACCCAUCC
Pseudogymnoascus destructans is the source of this 1118-nucleotide messenger RNA. RefSeq names its product S-adenosylmethionine-dependent methyltransferase (gene MTQ2). The transcript has a single exon. Lineage: Eukaryota; Fungi; Ascomycota; Leotiomycetes; Thelebolales; Thelebolaceae. Gene Ontology annotation, biological process: methylation. Gene Ontology annotation, cellular component: eRF1 methyltransferase complex. Gene Ontology annotation, molecular function: S-adenosylmethionine-dependent methyltransferase activity; nucleic acid binding; protein methyltransferase activity. The coding region runs from base 150 to 923 and encodes 257 amino acids. The record is from RefSeq and is a predicted model, not a curated record.